Lepus europaeus (European hare) is the source of this 6973-nucleotide messenger RNA. RefSeq names its product mitogen-activated protein kinase kinase kinase 9 (gene MAP3K9). The coding region runs from base 1 to 2949 and encodes 982 amino acids. The record is from RefSeq and is a predicted model, not a curated record. The transcript has 11 exons. NCBI's taxonomy places the organism in Eukaryota, Metazoa, Chordata, Mammalia, Lagomorpha, Leporidae. Gene Ontology annotation, molecular function: JUN kinase kinase kinase activity; protein binding; ATP binding. Gene Ontology annotation, biological process: protein phosphorylation.
AUGGAGCCCUCCAGAGCGCUUCUCGGCUGCCUGGCGAGCGCCGCCGCUGCCACCCCGCCGGGAGCGGACGGCGCGGGGGCCGAGGAGGAGGAGGAGGAGGAGGAGGCGGCGGCCCCCGGGGAGCUGGGCUCGGACGCGCCGCUGCCCUACUGGACGGCGGUGUUCGAGUACGAGGCGGCGGGCGAGGACGAGCUGACCCUGCGGCUGGGCGACGUGGUGGAGGUGCUGUCCAAGGACUCGCAGGUGUCCGGCGACGAGGGCUGGUGGACUGGGCAGCUGAACCAGCGGGUGGGCAUCUUCCCCAGCAACUACGUGACCCCGCGCAGCGCCUUCUCCAGCCGCUGCCAGCCCGGCGGCGAGGACCCCGGUUGCUAUCCGCCCAUUCAGUUGUUAGAGAUUGAUUUUGCGGAGCUAACCCUGGAAGAGAUCAUUGGCAUCGGGGGUUUCGGGAAGGUCUACCGUGCCUUCUGGAUAGGGGAUGAGGUUGCCGUGAAAGCGGCCCGUCACGACCCCGAUGAGGACAUCAGCCAGACCAUAGAGAAUGUUCGCCAGGAGGCCAAGCUCUUCGCCAUGCUGAAGCACCCCAACAUCAUUGCCCUCAGGGGGGUGUGCCUGAAGGAACCCAACCUCUGCUUGGUGAUGGAGUUUGCCCGGGGAGGGCCUUUGAAUAGAGUGUUAUCUGGGAAAAGGAUUCCCCCGGACAUCCUGGUGAAUUGGGCCGUGCAGAUUGCCAGAGGCAUGAACUACUUACACGAUGAGGCGAUUGUCCCCAUCAUCCACCGAGACCUUAAGUCCAGCAACAUAUUGAUCCUUCAGAAGGUGGAGAAUGGAGACCUGAGCAACAAGAUUCUGAAGAUCACUGAUUUUGGCUUGGCCCGGGAAUGGCACCGAACCACGAAGAUGAGCGCGGCAGGGACCUACGCUUGGAUGGCUCCGGAAGUCAUUCGAGCCUCCAUGUUUUCCAAAGGCAGUGAUGUGUGGAGCUAUGGGGUGCUGCUUUGGGAGUUGCUGACCGGCGAGGUGCCCUUCCGAGGCAUCGAUGGUUUGGCGGUAGCUUAUGGAGUGGCCAUGAACAAACUCGCCCUUCCUAUUCCUUCCACGUGCCCAGAACCUUUCGCCAAACUCAUGGAGGACUGCUGGAACCCCGACCCCCAUUCACGGCCGUCUUUCACAAAUAUCCUGGACCAGCUGACUACCAUAGAGGAGUCCGGUUUCUUUGAAAUGCCCAAGGACUCCUUCCACUGCCUGCAGGAUGACUGGAAACAUGAGAUUCAGGAGAUGUUUGACCAACUCAGGGCCAAAGAGAAGGAGCUGCGCACCUGGGAGGAGGAGCUGACGCGGGCCGCGCUGCAGCAGAAGAACCAGGAGGAGGUGCUGCGGCGGCGGGAGCAGGAGCUGGCCGAGCGGGAGAUCGACAUCCUGGAGCGCGAGCUCAACAUCAUCAUCCACCAGCUGUGCCAGGAGAAGCCCCGGGUGAAGAAACGCAAGGGCAAGUUCAGGAAGAGCCGGCUCAAGCUCAAGGACGGCAACCGCAUCAGCCUCCCCUCCGAUUUCCAGCACAAGUUCACGGUGCAGGCUUCCCCGACUAUGGAUAAAAGGAAGAGUCUCAUCAGCAGCCGCUCCAGCCCUCCCGCAAGCCCCACCAUCAUUCCUCGCCUUCGAGCCAUCCAGUUGACACCGGGAGAAAGCAGCAAAACCUGGGGCCGGAGCUCAGUGGUCCCGAAGGAGGAAGGCGAGGAGGAGGAGAAGAGGGCCCCGAAGAAGAAGGGACGGACGUGGGGACCAGGGACGCUUGGUCAGAAGGAACUUGCCUCCGGAGAUGAAGGCCUCAGGUCGCUGGUAGAUGGAUACAAACAGUGGUCGUCCAGUGCCCCCAACCUGGGGAAGGGCCCAAAGGGUAGCCCAGCCCUGCCAGGGUUCACCAGCCUUAUGGAGAUGGAGGAUGAGGACGGCGAAGGCCCAGGGAGCACAGAGAGUCGUCUGCAGCAUUCACCCAACCAGUCCUACCUCUGUAUCCCGUUUCCUCGAGGCGAGGAUGGGGACGGCCCCUCCAGCGAUGGAGUCCACGAGGAGCCCACCCCAGUGAACUCGGCCACCAGUACUCCGCAGCUGACGCCAACCAACAGCCUCAAGCGGGGCGGUCCGCCCCACCGCCGCUGCGAGGUGGCCCUGCUCGGCUGCGGGGCUGUGCUUGCGGCCACGGGCCUGGGGUUCGACCUGCUGGAAGCUGGCAAGUGCCAGCUGCUUCCCCCGGAGGAGCCUGAGCCACCAGCCCGGGAAGAGAAGAAGAGGCGCGAGGGGCUUUUCCAGAGGGCCAGCCGCCCUCGGCGGAGCACCAGUCCCCCGUCCCGAAAGCUCUUCAAGAAGGAGGAGCCCAUGCUGUUGCUGGGGGACCCCUCAGCCUCCCUGACACUGCUCUCGCUCUCCUCCAUCUCGGAGUGCAACUCCACCCGCUCCCUGCUGCGCUCGGACAGCGAUGAGAUUGUGGUGUAUGAGAUGCCCGUUAGCCCGGCCGAGGCCCCGCCCCGGACUCCCUGCACCCACAACCCCCUGGUCAACGUCCGAGUGGAGCGCUUCAAGCGAGACCCUCACCAGUCCCUGACUCCCACCCACGUCACCCUCACAGCCCCCGCACAGCCAAGCAGUCACCGGCGGACUCCUUCCGAUGGGGCCCUUAAGCCAGAGGACCUCCUAGCCAGCAGGAGCCCUUCCAGCAAUGGCUUGAGCCCCAGCCCUGGGACAGGCCACCAUUGCUCCGAGACACAGGGAGGCAGCCCCCGGACAUGCAUUCCUGACCUUUGGUCCACACUGUUGCCUCCACAGCAGCCACACUGGAGGUCCCCUCCCUGCUCCUCCCCCAUGUGGAGAAGACAGCUCCUGAGCCAUCCUGAUUCUUUAAAGCAGACAGCAGUGGGUGGCGGGGCUGGGCACGGUACAGCCCAGGGCUGAGCUGUGUGUCCAGCCCGCCCCUCUGUGCAUGCACAACCUUGACCUCUUCGCCAAGUCUUCUUGGAUCCUGUGCCUCGGAGUCAGGUGUGUGAGGGCCUGGUCUGGAGCUCAGAAACAUUCUUUGCAUCUUGAAGGAGCUGGGGGAGGAAGCAGGUGCUGCCGUUUGUGUGGUGCUGGGCUCUGGGGGAUGUGGGGCGGAGGUGAGAGCAGCGAGCAGUGCACUACAGCCGGUGAAGGCACCACAGCGGCAGGAACCUGGGGAUCUGAGCUGUCUGUCCACAGGCGUGUGAGUGCCCACCUCUGCCUGUGGACUGGGGAUGGCAUGCCUUCCCCCAAAGCCUCACCUUGCUGGACGGCUUCCCCUCACGGAGGACAGUGGGGGGGGGGGGGACGGCUGCAUGGCCGGGGGUCAGCCGCAGUCCAUGUCAGCCGUUCCGUGUGAUUUGGCCGAAUCCGCCGCCCGCCCCUCCCUCGUCAGGCAGCGAUGACUUAGGAACGCAUCGCCAGCUGCCCGUCUCCUUUCUGGAAAAUCAGCCUUCUCCUUGGAGAGGAAUCCAAACAAAUCAGAGUCUGCGUAUGCAAUGGUAACCCGCUGCUGCUUCGGGGGAGCCUUCAGGCUCCCGGCUUCCCCCGGGCACUGCUGCCUGGGCGCUCACCACCUCUGGGCACUGGUGUUGGAAGGCGGGAGAUGGGAGCUGAUUAAGGCCAGUUAGCAAGUGCCUGAUUAGCCUGGGCUCCUGAGUUGCUCGUGGCCUCCCUCUCCUGAUGGGGAUGAGGCCCACCCCCUCCUUCACCCACGUACCAUCUUGGGCCCUGGGAGCACCUGGGCCUCCCCAGGCUGCUGAGAGGCUGAAUAGGCCUGGUUCCUCUGAGCCUUGGUGCCCGUGCUCCCUGCGCCCUCUACGUGCAGCCUGGUUUGGGCGCUGAGCUGGAAAGAGAAAGCCCCAGGGUGUCCACACCUCUUUUUGUUUCCCUUGGAAACAGCCCUGCCUUACCCCGACCCAUCUCUGACUGAUCUGACCUGCCUCCCAGCAAGCACCCCACCUGGAUUUCCUUGACUGAGCAGCAGGCAGGGGCCAGGGCAGGACACUGGAGUGCAGCUGGAGGGCUCAGGCCUUUUCUGCUGGCACGUGUGCAGUGGACAUCCAGGAAUUCUGAACCCAGAGGGCAGAAUGGUUUUGGGGAGUCCUGGCAAGUGACAGGUGUCAGAAACAGUAUGUUGUCCACACCCAGACACCUGCUGCACAGAGCCUGACUUGACUUGGAAUGUGGAUACUGUGUGUAUCAUGGAUUCUUUUCAUUCUGAUUUGUUAAAAUACUGCAUUGAUACAUGACUUACCUUGAUUAUUGAAUGUUUUGGGUGCCUGUGAAGUUGGGCAUCCAAGGCGAGUGCCUCACCUACCCGCACCCUGCUCUGCCUGCCCCUCACCUGGGCCCGUGAAUGGGACUUAGGUGUCACUGUGAAGUAGGUUUUCUGUUUUCUAGAAGCCCGUCCGCCCAGGCCUAAGUGGGACGGUAGCUCUCCAGGAGUGUCAGGUUCAAAUAGCACGACUGAAGGCAGGCGGCGUCUGGGUUUUUAUUUGGGGCCUGUAACUAAGGGUGUCCUUAGUUACAGCAGCCCCCUUUUUGGACACGGACCAGGGAGCUUCAGAAGAUUCGUGGAAUUAAAAGAUAAGUCUAUUUUACAAAAAUAAGUCCUUUUUUUUUUUUUUUUUUUUUUUGGGAGAACCUAUGUAUGGUUUUCUCAUUAUCUGCCUUUCCCAUGAGCUUUUAGGAGAUCCUUCGUGGGUGCUCUGGGUGAAAGGAAGUGGCCAUGGCAAAUCCAGUUCUCCCAUCUUCAACCCCUUUGGAAUACGCACGCAUUCUGGGAGGUGUAACCAGGCCUCAUUCAUCCUCCCUGCCAGAUUUCACAAGGGCGGAAGUGAGUGGAGGCGUUUUCACUCCCUCGUACACCAGCCCACCUCUGUGGCUGCAAACUGUUGCCCAUCGCACCUUCCACCAGGAGCAUUUUCCUGCUGCCUAUCAUUCUGUUGUCUUGACCUCACUCUGAUCAUUCGUCUCCCGAAGCCAUGCUGGCCAUGGCCAACUUCUUCAUCAUCAGAGCAAGGCAUGGGUUUAUCCUGGCCCAGGCACAGGGACUAAUAUUAACUAAGAAAUAUGGAUUUCUUCUGUGUGAGAGGCUCUGUCCUAGGGAUUUAUGUACAUGUGAGGUCACUUCAAAAAGCCCAUGAAAAAUGGAGUUAAAGAAUACAUUUAUUUUGCUGCAAAAAAUAAUUUUAAAUAAGUUCAUGAAAGUGCAUAUGUUGAAAAAACUAUGCAUGGGGCCGGCGCUGCAGCUCAAUAGGCUAAUUCUCCGCCUGCGGCGCCAGCACACUGGGUUCUAGUCCUGGUCGGGGUGCCGGAUUCUUUCCUAGUUUCUCCUCUUCCAGGCCAGCUCUCUGCUUUGGCCCAGGAGGUCAGUGGAGGAUGGCCCAAGUGCUUGAGCCCUGCACCCGCAUGGGAGACCAGGAGAAAGCACCUGGUUCCUGGCUUCGGAUAGCGCAGCGCGCUGGCCAUAGCGACCAUUUUGGGGGUGAACCAACGAAGGAAGACCUUUCUCUCUGUCUCUCCCUCUCUCACUGUCUAACUCUGCCUGUAAAAAAAAAAAAAAACUAUGCAUGGAUUUCAAAAAAAAUUUUACAUCAAAAUAAACUUUAUUCUAUUUUUAAAUGUUUAUUUUUAUUUAUCUGAAUGGCACAGUUGAUGGAGAAAGUUUUCCAUCUGCUGAUUCACUUCCUAAAUGCCCAAAAUAGCCAGGGCUGGGCCAGACUGAAGUCAGGAGCCCAGAACUCCAUCUGGGUCUCCCACGUGGGUGUCAGGGAUCCAAGUACUUGAGCCAUCACCUGUUGUCUCCCAGGGUGCAUUUGCAAAAGGCUGGAUCAGAAGCAGAGGAGCCACGAAUCAGGGGAACACUCUGAUAACGAAUGCUGGUUCGUUGUAAGCAGCAGCUUAACCCAUUGCACCACACUGCCCACCCCUUUUAACUCUGUUUCUCCAUGAACUUUUUGAAGUACCCUCAUAGAACUUUUGACUCCUUGCAGGGCUGUGGAAGCUGAGGCAGCGUGGCUGUGUGCGCUGCCCAGGUCACACAGCCCGGAAGCUGGUUACUGCUCUGCUGGGUUCCAGAGUCCCUCGUCUACCCCCGAGCAUGUUUCUAGACCACUACUCAGAAGCCCUGAAAUGCGGUUGGCAGGGGUUCGCUCCACCUGGGGCUUGGAGGUGUUGAUCCCGUGGCUCCGAGUCCAGUCCACCGUUUCCCCACGACUGCUCUUCACAACAGCUUCCCCAUGCUGUGCGCCCUGUCCAUCGAGCUUGGAAGCCUUUACUGUAGCUCCUGUGUCCUCCUCGGGACCUUGAAACUGGACUUUAGCCUUUGUGUCGUAUUGAGCCACAGGCCCUUGGUUCCCAGUUGUAGCAAAGAAGGGAGGGCAUGAACUUGUUAACUCUCUCCUCUGAUUCCCCUCACCAACCAUCCUGCACAGUCACCCGCAGCCACACACACACACACCCCACCCAGGUACCUCCUAGGCCAAGACUGCAUCUUUUAGAGCCCUGAGGAAAGGAGUUGGAGAUGGACUUUGCUGAGUUUAAGAAGGUCUUUGGGAUUUCCACCCCAUUAGGACCUUUGGGUCCAGGUGGAGUUUGCCUGUGUGUGUGUUCAGUCCCUCCGUAGUUAGCAACGGUUUUCACCCCUAGCUGUUUACUCUGGUGUCUUGUCCCUGUGUCCUCGCCCUGCGUCCUUGAAUUCCCAUGUUGCCUUGGGAUUUAAGUUAUUGUAUGUUGUCAACAAUAUUUAAAGAUGGAAAAGUCCUGAAGGAAACUCAUCAGGUUCUUUCCUUUGCUUUUUGUUUUUCUUUCGAGGUACUGUAAAUUGUUAACUAGGGAUGCCAAGCAGGCUUGGUUCAAUGGCUUAAACCUCUUACUGUAUUACAGUGUAAUGCUGAUCUCAGCCUGGUCCCAACGCCAGAGCACACAGAGACUGGAA